CCUAGAUCUUUCAAAGGGCAAAACUUAGUGGCACACUGCCUGAACAUAAAGAGAGAGUAAGGUUCUAAAUUUUCUUUGAGAUCUGAAGUUUAGUUGCCAUCAAAGUUUUUAUUUACAAAAACAAAAUUCAGCUGAGAAAUAAAGGUAAGUGAUGAAUGUUCUAUUUUUAAUAUUCAUUGAGAUAAUUAAUCUGUUAUAAUCUUUGAAACAGUUAACGGCUACAAUUUAUUUAAAUAUAUUAUUGAUUCAUUGUAUGAUUCUGAAAUAAUAAGAUGACAAAACUCUCAACGUUUGCCCGUAAAUGGUUGGUUGGAAUUCGUCCAUGGUAGCACUUAGGCAUUUGGUUAUUAAAGUCAUCCACACAAUGUCAUCAAAUCUUGUUAUACAAAAAUGGCAUCAAAGCAUGUCAUUAAACCAUGUCAUCAAACCAUGUAAUCAAAGUAAGAUUUAGAUUGAUAGAAUGACGGGAAGUGGGUCAAUUAGCUGUUAGUUUUAUUUUGCCUUAUACGCAGAAAAACUCCAAACAAAUCUUUAAAAAUUAAUACAUCAUGUCACUAUUUUGAGCAGCGUAGCAGAAUUGUAUUUUUUUAUAAUAAAUAUGCGAAACACCAAUAACUGACAUAUUUUGAUAGAAAUUCAAUUAUUAUGAGCUCAUUUACAUUAUACCUGGGGCUCAUUGCAGUUAAUGUUGGUAUGGCACCUCACACAGUUGUGCCCAUAAGGGGAGAAAGGUUGGUUUAUUUCUACUUACUGUCUUACUUCCUUUACAGAACUAGCUGUUUGCGUCUUAGGUACGGAUCAUUAUUGUAUAUUAUAACAUACGUAUUAUACCUAUACCUAUUUUAUACUUAUUUUGAACAAUACAUGACCGAAUACCAGUCUUAAAUGUCCCUCCGAACCAGAUAUACCGGGCACAGUGAACUUCAUACACCGGGCACAGUGAACUUCAUACACCGGGCUAAGUGAACUUCAUACACCGGGCACAGUGAACUUCAGACUGAAACUGAAACAUAACCCUACAUUUCGAUAGUGUAUUGAGAUGUCAACGUAAUUAUAAUGUCAGAAGAGCCUGUGCAGAGAAAGAACUGAUAUGAAGUUUUCCGUUCUUGUGAUUCCUUGAACUAUUAACCGCUCAUGCCUCAUUACGUUUCCCUUGCACCUCUUGUCAACGUUCCUACCUGUACUUUACUUCAUAUAAACAAUCCUGAAAAUAUUGCUGAACAGCAUUCUGUCCUUGACACUUGUGUAAAUAUCUCUUAGUGAUUUUCUGCACCUGUUCUGUGGAAAGCUAGAGUCUUUAUUCCACAACUACUCAAGAUUUAAAUGACAGUUCUUUAGGUGCAGAUAUAAAUGUGACUACAAGAGGAACACAAUACCAUGUAUUGUCCAACGAUUGGAAAAGAUACUUUUUUUAAAAACAUCACAGGGAAUCGUUAAAUAAUUCAUUAAAAGAAUCCUGAUAUUAUUAAUGGAGUAGAGGUUAAAAUUAUAACAGGGUAGAGCAUGACGUAAACAUAUUGGCUUGAUCAGGACUACAGUAAUGACACACACACACAUAUAUAUACGUAUAUAUUUAUAUAUAACCUUUGCUCGUCUAGGCUCUACUUUUAUUCCGUAUUUCGUGGUUUGGAUGAUAACGCUCACUUUCAAAUGUCACACGUACUGCAACAAUCAUGUAACAACAGGUCGAUGGUUAGCCUUUUAUAUUAAUUUAUCUGUUACUGUGCUUCACAUUCACUCGUCUGGUACUCAGCCCUGUCUGCAAGGCUGCCUGCCUCUGCUGUCAAAGUCGCGUCCUCAACUCUACUGUCACUGAUAUUCUAUACUACUCUUAGCACAUAAAUACUUUUAAAAUUUAAUUCUGUAUUUUUGCUGUUUGUUCAAUGAGAAAGGCUUCCUGCCGACACUUUCGUUACUUUUUUGCGUUGCAUUGUUUUACUCAUUUUCUCUUCGACUGGAAUCUCUCCGAUUCUCCUUUACUCCUGUCCAGCUGGCUUCUCCUCCCUGUUAUCCUCUUUCCUCUAAGACUGAGUUCACCCUUUGCCACGUCUAACGGUCCCUUUUUAUAAGUCCCGAAUAGAUCAUGUCGUCUCAAGAGAUUCCUUCCCAGGUUUAUCAAUUUCUAAAUCUUGCCCCCCCCCCUUUUUUUACUCUAUAUUUCUCAUUGUGUAGACACCUGAAAUUUGUCUUCCAACGCCAUGAUUUAAAAACACUGUCACCAUCACAGUUGUACUAUCUUCGUCCUGGCGCAAUCUGACAGCCUACGACAGGUAGUCAGUCUUCGUAAUAUGGGAUUUCUCCCAACUAUGCCCUAACCCGGUCUUGACUCUUCACUAUAUACUGAACGAAAUAUUGAAGGCAAGUGGUUUCACGCUCAAAGUGAAAAUAAGAAUGUAUCUGACGAUAUGGUAUCAACGAAAAUGUCCGUCUACCUGCUAUUAAAAAAAUUCUCGACACUCUUCACAGCCUCCUGACCAAAAAAAAUCACCACUUUUGAGCAAUUUUUGACAAAUAUAAGAAAAUAUAAUGUAUGCUCUAGAUGAAAUCAAUCAGAGCUAAGGACAUCUAAACAACAUCUAAAAUUUGACAAAAAUACUUUGUUGGCAAAAAUUGAAAAAAGGCUUAAUCGAAUUAAACUCUUUCCUGUUGUUAACUCUGGUUCGUAUGACUAAACUCUUUCCUGUUCUAAAACCCUAGUUAGAAGUCAACUUAAAAUUAUGAAUUAUCUCAAUCCACAAAUGAUACAUUUAAAAACAGUAAUAAUAAGGUUUUGAAAAGUAUGGAGUUAAAGGUUAAUGGAGGCAGAUACUUGUGGUUGAACAUACAGGUCGAGAUAAUGCCACACAAUGACUGAGGUCACAUUGGUCAUUUUAGGUCAGGGGUUUAAAAAGUGUGAUAUGAUUUUUCACAGCAUCGACACUAUGUUGAAUCGGGUCAGCGAAACUCAUCGUGUUCACUAUGCCCUCUAGUAUCCACUUAUGUUCUGAUGUUGACAUGAUCGCUAACCACGAUCAAAAUUUCAAAGCCACUCUUAAGAAAACUGUUUCUGCUUCAGACUAUUAAUUUCACUGAAUCAUUGAAAGACAAGUAAAACGAAAAUUACAUCCUGCUAUAAUUUUAAUUUCCUUAAACAUCGUAGAGAAGUAUAGGUAAUCCGCUAGCCUAUAUAAUAUACAGCCUGGUAUUCUUGGAGCUUUUUAAUGUUUUAAAGUUUGGAGAGUUUGUCAUUUUUUAGAGAAGGCGCCACCACUUUCUCCUGUUACACACCGCCAUAAGGUUUUAAACAAUUUAAUCUGUUUUAAGAUUUGGAUUGUUAGAAGAAGAAUAUAUAACAAUGGACCUUAACAAUGGACCGUAACGAUGGACCGUAACGAUGGACUGCAUCAAUGAACUGUGCCAAGGGACUGCACUUUGUUUACUAAGGACAGGUUACUAAUGCUAGGAAAGUUGACUUUAUCAGUUUAUUUACAUUAUCAAUUUAGAUGUGAUGAAUGCAAAAUCAAAUUUGUAGAACAUAGACCCAAAAGAGUAGAAAAAGAGAAAAUAAGUAUAUCAACUUCAAACCCUUGAAAAUGUGUAGUAAUACAAAAUUGGAAAUAUAAAAUUCACGCACACAGUGUAAGCAUAAAUGAAAACAAGUAAUGGAGAGUAAAAAAAAUAUAUCCACACACACAAGUUUAAAUAUCUCUGACUACAUCUCGCUCAUGUUUGUCUUAAUCACAAUCAACCGUCUUCUUUGUAGUGGAAGAACAAAGCUUCUUGGCAUGUAACCUUAUCGUGAAAUGCACGUGGCACUUGUGAUUGAACAGUCUUUUAAAAUAGUCAUAAUGAUAUCCACAUUAUGUCUCUUAAUUAAUAAAUUUCAAAAACAAAACUGUGGCUCGUGCUCAUAAUCAAUGACGUGGGAUACAUUGUAGUGAGAUAAGUUGGUGACGUUACAAAACACAUGAGAUGUCAUGGACACUAGCAGCAUACGGGCCGUAACAUCAACCCACAGCAAUAUUGUGUCAAUGAUUUUUCUUCUUAAUUUUAAUUUAGUUUGUUUUUCUACCUUUCAGUUUUAAAUGUAGAUCUAUAAAAUAUUCAUUAAAGGAUAAUUUUUUCCUAUAAUUCCAGAUCACAAUGACAGCAAGUCAACGGAAAAUCACCAUCGCCCUUUUGGGGAAAACCGGCCAUGGGAAAAGCGCAACUGGAAAUACCAUUCUGAGAAAAAAUUAUUUUAAAGAGUCGUCCAAUAUGAGUUCUUGCUCGAAACUUGUUAAAGAUGGCGAAAAUAAAAUAGAUGGCUAUGUCGUAACUGUUUAUGACACUCCUGGUCCAUACGAUACGGAUGAAAACGAAGCAUUCAUGAAAAAAAAGGCUGUUGAACAUUGUGAUACACUGAUGUAUGCUUGUACAAAUAGUGGAGUAAAUGCAUUUAUCUUGGUUCUCAACUACAGUGCUAGUUAUACCGAAGAGGAAAUAAAAACUGUUAACAUGUAUGAACAAAUAUUCGGGCCUGACUUCAUUAAAAACCACGGAAUCCUCGUCUUCACACAUGGCGAGAACUUUGACGAAGAAGAAACCGGCAAUUUUAAGACGUGGUGUAAUGCCCAGACGGGCCCGAUGAAAACAUUGAUUGAGAAAUUUCAAGAUAACAUUCUUUUGAUAAAAAAUAAAGGAUCUUUUGAUGGAAUCCGAGCUACAUCUAGCCAUGAUAUAUUGCAAUUGUGUAUUAAAAAAAAGGAAUACUUAAAGUGUGACUACGAUAGGCCUUCAUGUAUUAGAAAUCGCAAAGUGCUUUCGGGAUCUGGUUCAUAUUGCAAAAUUAUGUAAAUGAUUCAUGAGUUCAAAAUCUGUUUAUUCUAUUACAUUACCCUUUUUACAACAACGCCAUAUUUAUAAAAAAAAUUUUUUUAAAAAUUCCUUCAUUAUUAAACACAAUGUAAAAAAGCAAGAGAAGACAUUUGAUACCUGAUAGGAACAAGACAGAUACAAACACAUUGGAUACAAACAAGAAAAAUACAUAUAGUCGGAUACAAACAAGUCAAAUUAGUUUUAUAUCAAAAUAGCAUGAAAUGCGUAUCUCCUGAAUGUGUUGUUCACGAUUCCUCUCGCUAGGAGCGCUCGUAUGCUGUUGCAAAGCCUUGUUUUAUUCAUAGCCUUGCUUUCAUCAUGCCGGAAGUAUUAUUUCUAUGUUGCCCGCUGCAUAAUUAUGUCACUGUCCUUUUUAUUAUUUAAUCAAUGGGUGAGGUCAAGUUUCACUAAUCUACUUCUAAUCCUGUGUAAAAAGAUUGCAUAGUUGGAAGAUUAUCACUUGACCACCUCCCCCCCCCCUCUAUUGCAAAUGAAAAAGCAGCAGAUAAAUGAUGUGUAUUAUAUGAUAGUCUAGUCUCCAUUUUUUAAUUAAAAAAAAAAUUCAAUCUAGUUUGAGUUACUGCUUCAAUGAAUAACUGUGACAACUGCUGACAAUUAACUAUUCAACUAUUAAAUUCAUUUUAAUAAUGUGAUAGUUCUUUUAAGUGGAAAUGUUAUAUUUUAAUACAGUUUAAUAGUGAUGUGUUUUAGGGGG
This is a messenger RNA of Lymnaea stagnalis (great pond snail), 5551 nucleotides long. The record is from the annotation of a GenBank genome assembly. Lineage: Eukaryota; Metazoa; Mollusca; Gastropoda; Lymnaeidae.